Molecule: messenger RNA, 1755 nt
Organism: Oncorhynchus keta (chum salmon)
Lineage: Eukaryota; Metazoa; Chordata; Actinopteri; Salmoniformes; Salmonidae
Exons: 2
Coding region: 1-1755 (584 amino acids)
Source: RefSeq, a predicted model, not a curated record
AUGCGUAAUCUAAGCAACUUUGACCAUGAUCAAAGCAUCAAGUCUCCCACCAGACAAUCAGUGUCCAUCCAGCCUCCCACCAGACUACCAGUGUUCAUCCAGCCUGCCACCAGACAAUCAGUGUUCAUCCAGCCUCCCACCAGACAAUCAGUGUCCAUCCAGCCUCCCACCAGACAAUCAGUGUCCAUCCAGCCUCCCACCAGACAACCAGUGUCCAUCCAGCCUCCCACCAGACUACCAGUGUUCAUCCAGCCUCCCACCAGACAACCAGUGUCCAUCCAGCCUCCCACCAGACAACCAGUGUCCAUCCAGCCUCCCACCAGACUACCAGUGUCCAUCCAGCCUCCCACCAGACAAUCAGUGUCCAUCCAGCCUCCCACCAGACUACCAGUGUCCAUCCAGCAUCCCACCAGACAAUCAGUGUCCAUCCAGCCUCCCACCAGACUACCAGUGUUCAUCCAGCCUGCCACCAGACAAUCAGUGUCCAUCCAGCCUCCCACCAGACUACCAGUGUCCAUCCAGCCUCCCACCAGACAAUCAGUGUCCAUCCAGCCUCCCACCAGACUACCAGUGUCCAUCCAGCCUCCCACCAGACAAUCAGUGUCCAUCCAGCCUCCCACCAGACAAUCAGUGUCCAUCCAGCCUCCCACCAGACAAUCAGUGUCCAUUCAGCCUCCCACCAGACUACCAGUGUUCAUCCAGCCUCCCACCAGACUACCAGUGUCCAUCCAGCCUCCCACCAGACAACCAGUGUCCAUCCAGCCUCCCACCAGACAAUCAGUGUCCAUCCAGCCUCCCACCAGACAAUCAGUGUCCAUCCAGCCUCCCACCAGACUACCAGUGUUCAUCCAGCCUCCCACCAGACAAUCAGUGUUCAUCCAGCCUCCCACCAGACAAUCAGUGUCCAUCCAGCCUCCCACCAGACAACCAGUGUCCAUCCAGCCUCCCACCAGACUACCAGUGUUCAUCCAGCCUCCCACCAGACAACCAGUGUCCAUCCAGCCUCCCACCAGACAACCAGUGUCCAUCCAGCCUCCCACCAGACUACCAGUGUCCAUCCAGCCUCCCACCAGACAAUCAGUGUCCAUCCAGCCUCCCACCAGACUACCAGUGUCCAUCCAGCCUCCCACCAGACAAUCAGUGUCCAUCCAGCCUCCCACCAGACUACCAGUGUUCAUCCAGCCUGCCACCAGACAAUCAGUGUCCAUCCAGCCUCCCACCAGACUACCAGUGUCCAUCCAGCCUCCCACCAGACAAUCAGUGUCCAUCCAGCCUCCCACCAGACUACCAGUGUCCAUCCAGCCUCCCACCAGACAAUCAGUGUCCAUCCAGCCUCCCACCAGACAAUCAGUGUCCAUCCAGCCUCCCACCAGACAAUCAGUGUCCAUCCAGCCUCCCACCAGACAAUCAGUGUCCAUCCAGCCUCCCACCAGACUACCAGUGUCCAUCCAGCCUCCCACCAGUCUACCAGUGUCCAUUCAGCCUCCCACCAGACUACCAGUGUUCAUCCAGCCUCCCACCAGACUACCAGUGUCCAUCCAGCCUCCCACCAGACAACCAGUGUCCAUCCAGCCUCCCACCAGACAACCAGUGUCCAUCCAGCCUCCCACCAGACAACCAGUGUCCAUUCAGCCUCCCACCAGACAACCAGUGUCCAUCCAGCCUCCCACCAGACUACCAGUGUCCAUCCAGCCUCCCACCAGACAACCAGUGUCCAUUCAGCCUCCCACCAUCUCUGUGACCAGUGACCACUAG